Molecule: messenger RNA, 3874 nt
Organism: Xyrauchen texanus (razorback sucker)
Lineage: Eukaryota; Metazoa; Chordata; Actinopteri; Cypriniformes; Catostomidae
Product: transcriptional enhancer factor TEF-3-like
Exons: 12
Coding region: 461-1546 (361 amino acids)
Biological process (GO): embryonic organ development; regulation of transcription by RNA polymerase II; hippo signaling
Cellular component (GO): transcription regulator complex
Molecular function (GO): RNA polymerase II cis-regulatory region sequence-specific DNA binding; DNA-binding transcription factor activity, RNA polymerase II-specific
Source: RefSeq, a predicted model, not a curated record
UCUGUCGUCUCUCUCCCUCCUGUCUGGCUCUCCACUUUACACUGCAGCCAAUUCCUCAAAUUCCAGCCUUCUUCCCGCUUCCAGGCACUCAGGCAGAGAUUUCCCACUCAAAACACGACAUGUACCUCACUGUUCCCUCAGACAGAAUUUAGUCUCUGUCUCGCUUCAAGACUGGCGCAGCCCCUCAUUUUCCCACCACAGCCAAUCCCAGAUCCUCUGCACCCCAAUCAGUAUCCGCUAAGGCAUCUUGCGCUCUCCUUUCACCACCCUGUCGUCCGAGUGGAUAUCAGCGCCCUCCCCAGGGGGCGCUAGCGAAGAGCUGAAUGAGGGAUUGGAUAAGCCACUAGAGAACGAUGCAGAAGGCGUGUGGAGUCCAGACAUCGAGCAGAGCUUUCAGGAGGCGCUGGCGAUCUAUCCGCCCUGCGGACGACGGAAGAUUAUCCUCUCCGACGAGGGCAAGAUGUACGGACGGAACGAGCUGAUUGCGCGGUACAUCAAGCUUCGAACAGGGAAGACACGAACAAGGAAACAGGUGUCCAGUCACAUUCAGGUGUUGGCGCGACGAAAAGCUCGGGAAAUCCAGGUGAAACUCAAGGACCAGGUGGCUAAAGACAAAGCUUUGCAGAGUAUGUCCACCAUGUCAUCGGCCCAGAUCAUCUCCACCACAGCCUUUCAGAACAAGAUGGCUCUGCAUGGGCUCUCGCGGCAGGCCUACCCGACAGCUGGUGGGUUUUGGCACGGAGCUCUCGCAGGACAAGCUGGUCAUGAAGAUAUCAAGCCCUUUUCCCAACCGAACUUUGUCAUGCAAGCCACCGGCCCGCCAUCUAUAACAGGUUACGAGAGCGCAACAGGUCUUUCCAUGACCUCAAAUGCUCCCCCCUGGCAGGGUCGAAGUAUCGCCAGCUCUAAACUGCGCCUGUUGGAGUUCUCUGCUUUUCUAGAGCAACCUCAGGAUCCUGACACUGUCAACAAACAUCUGUUUGUCCACAUUGGUCAGUCCAACCCUACGUAUAGUGAUCCGUAUUUGGAGGCCGUGGACAUACGGCAAAUUUAUGACAAAUUCCCAGAGAAGAAAGGAGGGUUGAAGGAGCUGUUCGAGAAGGGACCGGUGAACACUUUCUUUCUCGUAAAGUUCUGGGCAGAUCUUAGUAUUAACCUCCAGGACGACAGCAGUUUUUUCUAUGGCGUAUCAAGUCAGUACGAGAGCACAGAGAACAUGGUCAUCACCUCUUCUACUAAGGUCUGCUCGUUUGGGAAACAAGUGGUUGAAAAGGUGGAGACGGAGUACGCUCGGUUUGAGAAUGGGAGAUAUGUGUUUAGGAUUCAUCGAUCGCCGCUGUGCGAAUACAUGAUCAACUUCAUUCACAAACUCAAACAUCUACCAGAGAAAUACAUGAUGAACAGCGUACUUGAAAACUUCACGAUUCUCCAGGUGGUAACCAACAGAGACACUCUAGAAACCCUGCUAUGCAUCGCUUACGUAUUUGAAGUGUCAACCAGUGAGCAUGGAGCACAGCAUCAUAUCUACAGACUACUCAAAGACUGAAACUCAAACCACUAUGGCAGGUCAAAGCCUGACCUUACCGAUACAGAUGCCAUUUAUCCAAUGCCACAGCGCCCCCUAUUGGCCUCAGCCAGACCUACCUGUGGUUCUGCCAGGGUUGAUGGUGGGCAUGGAUGCAAAAGACUUUCUAGUAUUACUGUUCUGAGGCACAAGCAGAAAAGCCUUCGCAACUGGAAUCUUCCGGAAUCGGAAAUCUGAAUGAUUAAAUUUUUGUAUAAUGGAACUGUAAUAGAAGGACAAUGCAUGAGAAAGUUCAUUUGUUUUCAUUAAUUCAUCUCAUUUUAGCCAAAAGUGUUUGUGUUAUGUGUUUGUGAAAACAGUUGCGUGCACUACACAAAAUCACUUUAUAAAUCUUGUUUUCCUGUAACAAUAUCUACACAUUCUUAAAAUAAGUUUAGUUUUAGAAGGGUGUUCAGCACUUUUUUAGCUGGUCAGGAUGGCAGACCAUCUUAUUAAACCAGCUUAAACCGGCUUAUACUAGUUUUAGCUGAUGUUGUUUUUGUUUAGUUUAUUCAGCAGGGUUAAGUCUUGUCUUACGUAAUUUUGUGGUCAAGGACAUUUAUCUGGAUUUAGGCACGUUUUGUUAUUUUUACAGGAAAACAAGACAAAAUACUAAUUAAAAAAUAUGUUUUUUUGCGGUGUGGAAAGAACUAGGGAGUGUCGUCACAUACCUGUUAUUCGAUUUUUAACGAAACAAAAUGGACGUCCUUUUUUCUGGUUCUUUCGGUCACAUUUCCUCAGAUGUCAAGACAAACAUAAAGUCAAAUAACAGAUUCAAACACUGAAUGUGAAGUGUGCAGAUUUACAACAUUGUAUUUGAUAAGCGAUAUUCACGGAUGUCGAACGCAAUUUAAAACAGUCGAAUAUUAAAUGGAUUUAAAGGAACAAAAAGGUGUCAAAUAACCGGUUUCAAAUUUGGAAUAAAGAGCGUGUGUUAUCCUUGAAACCGGGUUUAAGCUGUUCUUGUUGGACUCCUGCUGCUUAUUUUUGUUUUGUUUAAUUUCUAAUUGAUGAAGAUUCUAGUUGGCGCGAGACUGUGUGACGUCAUUAAGCCGUUUAAAGCGGAGUCUGCGCCAGCGCGUGGUUGGACGUGAUUUUAUUACAAUGAGGAUAUGAAAUGAUUAAUAUUUUGACACUUAAUGUGGUAUUGCAUUAUUUUCUAAUUAUCUUGUCUUACUUCGCUCUGACAGGUCAAGUUGCUCAUUAGUUUUGACCAUCCACAUGAAUAACCCAAGAAAAAGAAUCAAUGCAGAAAUCUGUGAAGUCACAAAUUAAGACAUCGAUAUUCUCAAUAAUCCCUGAUGGCACACGUUCAUCACCCACACGUCUAUCCGAUGUGUGUGUUUACACCUGAAAGACUUUUAACCUUGUUUGCUCAUCUGCAAUAUGUCAAUGAAACGUUUCCUCUCGGAUGUCUUUAGACCUUAUUCACACAAGCGCCAUCUUUGAUUUUUAAUGGGAAUGAGGCUGUGAGGGAACGCGCGCGGAAUAAAUCUGUAAAAAGCUCCUAGAUCACAUCUGUUCUCCAUAACGCAUGCUGUGAGAUUUUUUAGAAAGAUGUUUUUUCUCUCUCCAAUAUUUUUCCGUGGAACGAUCCAAAAACACUUUAACCCCUUUGCGUCAAAAAAAAAAAAAAAAAAAAUCAAAUUAAAACAAUUACUCGCAGGACAAAAAUGUCUGUGUCAAAAACUGCCAUAAUUAUAUUAUAUAUUAAUUUAUUUUGUUUAGUUUAUAUAAUAAUGAUGAAUUUAUGAGAAAAAAAAACACAAGCAUUUAUUAUUUUCAAUAUUCUGAAUGCUAAGGGUUUUUUUCUUUUGGAUGAUCACAGUCUGUUAUUAUUCAAUUAUUAUAGUCAAUUAUUAGCAACAAUAUUGAUUUUGAUGCAUUAUUAUUUUUUGUGCAGUGUCAGAUUAAAAAAGAAGAAACACACAUUCACAACAUCAGAGGACAAAAUUGUCCUUGUCAAAAAACUGCCAUAAAAAUAUUAUAUAUUAAUAUUAUUUUACACUUUCAAUGAGUUAGAUUAACAUCAUGAUCAUAACUAUCAAAUAUUCAUUUUCAGGAUUUUAACCCUUUUAAUACCAGUUUGUUUAUAUAAUAACACUGUUGUUUUUUACACACACACACACACACACACACACACACACACACACACACACACACACACACACACACACACACAUACACACACACACACACACACACACACACACACACACACACACACACACACUUGUUGUGUUUCCAUGUUUUAUGGGGACUUUCCAUAGACAUAAUGGUUUUUAUACUGUACAAACUUUAUAUUCUAUC